AUGCAUAGAAUAAUGUCUGUUCAGAUACAGUUGCCAGAAAAAUUCGCCCAAAUAUCCCGCUAUAAUAUCCUAUACUCAAAUCCCUCUCCCAUCCACCCCUUAUCCUCAAUUGCACCCCUACGAGCAUCCCCGCACCACCCCCUCAUCACUAUUCACGCCAAACGAGAGGACCACUCCUCCCCACUAGCAUGUGCAGGCAACAAAUAUCGCAAACUAGAAUAUAUAGUCCCGGAUAUCCUGUCUCAAACACCCCUCUAUCACAGUCAUGAGAACAAUCCAACACCUUCAGGCUCACUGCAAGGCGUAGUAACAACUCUCGUAACAGAGGGCGCAAUCCAAAGCAACCACACCGUGCAAGUUGUCGCUCUAGCCCGGAAACUGGGCCUGAAAGCCUUCAUUCUUUUACACCGCGGCACAGGUGGCGGUCUUACAGCAGCCGACGACAAGGAAGCCUUCCAACGCAGCGGAAAUGUGCAAAUAAAUCACCUUCUCGGUGCGGAGGUUCGUGUCUGCGAAAAAGAUGAUCCACUGGGAAUGGAUGCGACGCCUCUUCUUGACGAAUUGAGGGCAUCGGGGCAGAAUCCGUAUUGGAUCCCUGGUGGCGCGAGCUUGCAUCCACUUGGUGGGCUGGGUUAUGCGCGGGCGGCGUUUGAGAUUGCUGCGCAGGAGGAGGAGAUGGGGCUUGGGGGUUCGGGGAGGUUUGAUUAUGUCUUCGUUGCGUGUGGAAGUGGGAGUACGGUUGGUGGGUUGGUGGCUGGGUUUACGCUGUUAGAGAAGAUUAGGGAAUCAGGUGUGCCAAACACGAUUGGGGAGCCGAGGAAGGUUGUUGGGAUUCUUAAUUCGCCGACUAGGCAGCGGGAAUAUCAUGAAAAGCGGGUGCUUGCUUUUGCGCAGAGGGCGGGCGAGUUGAUUGGACUCGAUGGGGAGCGGGAAAUUGGGGUUGAGGAUGUGCGGCUUGAUGAUCGAUUCGUUGGGACUGCAUACGGCGUGCUAGAUGGCGAGAGUAAAGAGGCUCUAAGAACUAUGGCCUGGGCAGAGGGUAUGGUGCUGGAUCCAGUUUAUACAGCCAAGGUUGCGAGAGGCAUGAUGCACUGGGUGAACGAGGGAGAAGUUGCGAACUCUGCCAAGCCCUUGGAUCAGGUCAAUUUAUUGUUCAUUCAUACAGGUGGACAGGCUGCUCUAGGAGCUUAUGCGGAUAUCAUAUAG
Penicillium digitatum Pd1 is the source of this 1206-nucleotide messenger RNA. Its product is annotated as 1-aminocyclopropane-1-carboxylate deaminase/D-cysteine desulfhydrase. The record is from RefSeq and is a predicted model, not a curated record. Lineage: Eukaryota; Fungi; Ascomycota; Eurotiomycetes; Eurotiales; Aspergillaceae. Gene Ontology annotation, molecular function: D-cysteine desulfhydrase activity.